Messenger RNA from Eublepharis macularius, 3297 nucleotides. Its product is annotated as solute carrier organic anion transporter family member 1B3-like. The transcript is spliced from 15 exons. NCBI's taxonomy places the organism in Eukaryota, Metazoa, Chordata, Lepidosauria, Squamata, Eublepharidae. Gene Ontology annotation, molecular function: protein binding. Gene Ontology annotation, biological process: transmembrane transport; sodium-independent organic anion transport. The record is from RefSeq and is a predicted model, not a curated record. Bases 109 to 2214 code for a protein of 701 amino acids. Gene Ontology annotation, cellular component: membrane.
CCGCCUUGUUUGGGGCGAAAAUUCUGUGCUCUACAUCCCUUCAAAUGAUCCCUUAGGUGCUGCUCAGCCGGACUCAUCACCCUGGGAAUCCACUCAAGAUAAGAAAUCAUGACGAUGCAGGUGGACCCAGAUAAUGCAAGUGAAUCAUCCAUGGAAGUGGAUCCCUCUCACCAACCUUUAGAGGGAGAAGCCUACAAGGAGCUACCGGUCAAGAAAAAAAGCUCAUGCUGCACAGGACUGAAGGCCUUCCUUGCUGCCUUGUCCUUUGCGUACUUCAGUAAGUCAUUUUCGGCGGCCAUCAUGAAAAGUUCCUUCACACAAUUGGAAAGGAGAUUUGGCAUUUCAUCUUCUACAGCUGGCUUCAUGGAUGGAGGCUUUGAAAUGGGCAAUUUGUUAGUUAUCUCCUUUGUGAGUUAUUUUGGGGCAAAACUUCAUCGGCCACGAAUCAUUGCUCUUGGUUGUUUCAUCAUGUCUCUUGGGAGUUUCUUAGCAACAACACCACAUUUCUUCAUGGGACAUUAUAAAUAUGAGACAUUAUCCCAUUCAUCAGACAACGCAACAUCCUAUAUCCCUCCCUGCUCAGGAAAUCAAAUUGUUACGGGAUUAGAAGGGAUUCCAGAUUGUGAAAAGGAAACCACGUCCUAUAUGUGGAUUUAUGUCUUCCUGGGGAAUAUAUUACGUGGAAUUGGUGAAACACCCGUAAUCCCACUGGGCAUUUCUUACCUUGAUGAUUUUUCUAAAGAAGAGAACACCCCUUUGUAUAUAGGCAUUUUGCACACAAUAGCAAUGACUGGCCCAAUGGCUGGUUUCCUCUUGGGAUCUCUGUUUGCCAAACUGUACGUGGACAUUGGCUUUGUAGAUUUGGGUACCAUCAGUAUUACCCCGAAUGAUUCCCGCUGGGUUGGUGCCUGGUGGCUUGGCUUUUUGGUAGGUGGGGUCAUUAACUUGAUUUCUGCCAUUCCCUUCUGCUUCUUGCCUAAAAGUCUGAAUGGGGAAGAUGAGCCCAGCCAUGUGCAAAAGCUCCCGGAUGCCGCUAAACUUAAUGGACAUCAGACGCCCCGUGCUGAAAGUCAGGAAGCUGUGAAGUGGACAGCAGGUUUGAAAGAUUUCUUUAAGUCCCUAAAGAGAGCACUGGGCAACCGAAUGUACAUUGUGCUAUUGUGUGCUUCACUGCUGCAGUUCAAUAGCUUCAUUGGUUACAUGACAUAUCAACCAAAAUACAUAGAGCAGCAGUACGGUCAGUCGGCCUCCAAGUCAAACUUUAUAAUAGGUUUGGUCGUCUUGCCAGCUGUGAGCUUUGGUUUACUCCUAGGAGGAUUCCUCAUGAAAAAAUACAAAUUAGACAUGAUUGCUGCUACCAAAAUGGCCUUUGGAACAUCCUUCCUGGCUUUCCUCAUAUCAACUCUGUACAUCAUUUUGGGCUGUGAGAACCACAAAGUGGCUGGAUUAACAGUGCCCUACAAUGAACAAUCAGUUGUGUGGCAUGCUGGUUCCUUGUCUUCCACCUGCAACUCUAACUGCAACUGUGGAAUAAACCAAUGGGAUCCUGUCUGCGGAACGGAUGGAAUCACUUACGUGUCAGCCUGUUUUGCUGGAUGCAAAAACUUAAUGGGAUCUGGGAAAAAUACAGUUUUUCAUAAUUGUAGCUGCAUUGAAAAUGUGGGUCUCGUGAGGAGAAAUCUCACAGCCAUUCUGGGAGAAUGUCCAAAAAGUGACGACUGCUCAAGGAAAUUUAUCUAUUUCAUAGCAGUAAAGCUAAUAAGUUCCUUUUUAUAUGCAGUGGGAGGGACUCCUUUUUACAUGAUCAUGAUCAGAUGUGUGAAUAAAGAUCUGAAAUCCCUCGCAGUGGGUCUCUAUAUGCUCAUUAUGAGAACUCUGGCUGGAAUUCCAGCCCCAGUUUAUUUUGGUGCAGUGAUAGACAGGACCUGCUUGAAGUGGGCAAAAACCAGCUGUGGAAAACCAGGAGCUUGCAGACUGUAUGAUGCUACGGCAUACAGAUAUUCUUUUAUGGGUCUAAUUAUUGGCUUAAGAGCCCCAUCCUAUCUUCUGGGAUUCUUGUUUUUCUGGCUUGUAAAGAAGCAUUUUGGAAGAAAAGAAGUCAAAGCCACUGAAAACGGAGGGAAAGAAAAUGGGCCCCUGAGUGAAGAGGCAAGGCCAAACGGUACUGAACGCGUGGCAGACUCUUCAGAAGCUGAGAAAGAAACCUCCAUGUAGAGAAAAUAACCAAUACACUGUGUCUAGACUAUUGUGUAUGGAUCAUGGGAGCCCCUGGGAUAUCAAAGAUUAAAACAAAGCCAAUAUGAUGUAGUGGUUAGAAUAUCAAAUUAUGUUGGGAGACACCUGGAUUCAAAUCCCCACCCAGUCAUGAACCUCACUGGAUGACCUUGGACCAGUCUCUCCACCUCACCUACCUCACAGGGUUGUUGUGAGGAAAGGAGAACAAGGUAUGCUAUUCAGAACUCCUUAAAGGAAGAAUGAAAUAAAAAUAUAUAGGUAGGUAGCGGGAUUAACUGCCACAAACACAAGUUAUUUAAGAGUUGUGGUUGCUUUUUUACCUCAUUUCAACCCCAAAUAUGAGGGUGUUUCUAAGGAAUAAACACCACUAAAAGACUGACAUUUUGAGGGCGGGUGGCUGUCUAUGGUAGUUCCUUAAGUAUCUGACACUCUUAUAUACUUACAUGAUAUAUGUAAGAGCUCAACAACACACUGUGUGAGUAAUCUGUGACUCACAAAGCAACCCUAUGCAGAGUAACUCUGCGCAAAGACUGCUGUCAAUCUCUCACAGUUUUUGUUUUUAAUUUAAAACAAAAUUGAUCAGCACAGUGGCGCUGGAAACGGGAGUGCUGAACUCUUGUAUGUGCCAUUUUCUUGAUCUAACUCCCCCCAUCCUUCCCAAAAAAGAUGUGACAAAAUUCCAUUUAGGUGCUGUGUGUCAAAUUGAUUGGCAGGUUUCUGUGACAGAAGAAUGUGUAAAACUGAAAACUUCCUUGAAGUGCUUUGUGUUGUUUAGAUCGUAAUUUUAAGAAAAGGUAUGUAUGUAAAACUAUAUAGUUAGAAUAGUCUAUUGCUAAGAAAAUGCCUCUGGGCUGAAUCUGAGAACCAUUUACCGCAGUGAGUCGCUAGAAAUAUAAAUCUGACAGGGCUGACUGUACCUAUAGAAUACAUCUUAUGUGCCAAAACUUUUUUUUUUUUUUGCAAUUACUUAUUUCCAUUUUUGAUUCCACUUAAAACCUCCGUGGUAUACUUCUAAAAAUGUAAUGCACACAGCAAUAAUUAAAUACCCACAAAUGCUUUCCA